Messenger RNA from Opisthocomus hoazin, 852 nucleotides. Lineage: Eukaryota; Metazoa; Chordata; Aves; Opisthocomiformes; Opisthocomidae. The record is from RefSeq and is a predicted model, not a curated record.
AUGGCUGCUCUCAAAGACAUUCAGCCUACAGGAGAGUUCACCUGUCAGCUGUGUGGCUUAACAGCUCCAUACACAUACUACGGGCAGAAGCCACCAAACACAUGCUCUGUUGUGAUUUUGGAAGAAAGCUAUGUCAUGAAGGAUCCUUUCACCCCUGACAAGGACAAAUUCCUCAUCCUUGGGUCUCAUUGCAGUUUGUGUAGCAGAUCAGUGUGCGUUGGUACAGAAUGUAGUCUGUUCUACUCCAAAAGGUUCUGUCUCCCCUGUGUGAAUGAAAACCUAGAGGCCUUUCCUUUGGAAAUACGAGAAGAUAUGGAUAAAAGGAAACCCCAACAAAAAUGCAUCCCCUGUAAAAAAACAGAUACAAGAAGCUCGCUGCUACGGAACGCAGCAACACAUGUCCUUACAACUGGCUUGGCUUCAGACGUCAUCACGCAGCGAUUGCAGUGCCAGCAGUAUGGCCUUAAGGUGUUGAAACGCCAGAAAGGCAGGCAGACGAGCAUGUUGUCACCACGUAAAACGCAGGUGCAGAGCGGCAGGAAACACACGUUGGUGCUGCGGGUCCUGCCGCGGAAGGAGCAGAGGGAGUCACCAUCCCCGGGGCUCCAGCACCCCGCGGCCCCAGCGCCCGAUUCUGCAAACAUUGACACAAGCUCUCCGCCGAGAUUGGCAGUGGGUGUGCAAGAGCGCAGAGCAGAGCUGCUCCCGUGUACAUCCAAGUUACUCGUGCGUGCACGGCCACUGAAUGAGGGACGCGGGGAAGGCUUGGCAGCUGCUCUGGAGAAAUCACACAAGAGGCAGCCAGCAGAGGGUAACGAGUACGUUCGACUGAAAACUGUGACACUACAGUGA